Homo sapiens (human) is the source of this 1600-nucleotide messenger RNA. RefSeq names its product nucleophosmin 1 (gene NPM1). The coding region runs from base 101 to 880 and encodes 259 amino acids. Gene Ontology annotation, cellular component: nucleoplasm; nucleus; small ribosomal subunit. Lineage: Eukaryota; Metazoa; Chordata; Mammalia; Primates; Hominidae. Gene Ontology annotation, molecular function: RNA binding; rRNA binding; identical protein binding. Gene Ontology annotation, biological process: positive regulation of transcription by RNA polymerase II; ribosome biogenesis; positive regulation of protein localization to nucleolus. The record is from RefSeq and is marked reviewed. The transcript has 10 exons.
CUUUCCCUGGUGUGAUUCCGUCCUGCGCGGUUGUUCUCUGGAGCAGCGUUCUUUUAUCUCCGUCCGCCUUCUCUCCUACCUAAGUGCGUGCCGCCACCCGAUGGAAGAUUCGAUGGACAUGGACAUGAGCCCCCUGAGGCCCCAGAACUAUCUUUUCGGUUGUGAACUAAAGGCCGACAAAGAUUAUCACUUUAAGGUGGAUAAUGAUGAAAAUGAGCACCAGUUAUCUUUAAGAACGGUCAGUUUAGGGGCUGGUGCAAAGGAUGAGUUGCACAUUGUUGAAGCAGAGGCAAUGAAUUACGAAGGCAGUCCAAUUAAAGUAACACUGGCAACUUUGAAAAUGUCUGUACAGCCAACGGUUUCCCUUGGGGGCUUUGAAAUAACACCACCAGUGGUCUUAAGGUUGAAGUGUGGUUCAGGGCCAGUGCAUAUUAGUGGACAGCACUUAGUAGCUGUGGAGGAAGAUGCAGAGUCAGAAGAUGAAGAGGAGGAGGAUGUGAAACUCUUAAGUAUAUCUGGAAAGCGGUCUGCCCCUGGAGGUGGUAGCAAGGUUCCACAGAAAAAAGUAAAACUUGCUGCUGAUGAAGAUGAUGACGAUGAUGAUGAAGAGGAUGAUGAUGAAGAUGAUGAUGAUGAUGAUUUUGAUGAUGAGGAAGCUGAAGAAAAAGCGCCAGUGAAGAAAUCUAUACGAGAUACUCCAGCCAAAAAUGCACAAAAGUCAAAUCAGAAUGGAAAAGACUCAAAACCAUCAUCAACACCAAGAUCAAAAGGACAAGAAUCCUUCAAGAAACAGGAAAAAACUCCUAAAACACCAAAAGGACCUAGUUCUGUAGAAGACAUUAAAGCAAAAAUGCAAGCAAGUAUAGAAAAAGCGCAUUGAACAGUCCUGGGCACUACAUGUAAAUUAAGCCCAAAGAUGGGGAGAAAGGAAAAGGAGAGACAAAUAUAGUCCAUACUGAGUGUCAUCAACAAUCCAGACUGAAGUCUUCUAUUUUAAUCUCAAUCCCCUUUUCUGAUUUGCCACCCAUGCCUCUUCAGGCUGGAAACAAUCUCUUGGUUCCCUAAAGCACUUUCUUCUGACUGCUGUGAUUCAGUGAACCUUGCCCUUUGCUUUCUAUUACUUGUGCAUUUGCCUCACCUGACAAUGUUUUAAAUCGCCUUUGUAUCUCCUUAGCUGCUCAAUAAAUAUUUGAAUGCAUCAAUUAAGAAUGUAUGUGACAAUAAUUUUGAAAUGGAAAUUGUGAGGUUUAUUUUACUAGGUUAUUGGAGGCAGUUAAGUUUCUUAAUGCUAUACCUGAUUCUGCCAAAGUCCCUUGGACAUUUGAAAACCUUUUCAAUCUUUUAAAAAUGCAUAAAAGAUACUUAGAGGGAAAGGUAUUAAUUAAAUUUAGUAAAAACAAAUAUAUUCAAUGCUUUAAAUUCCAAAGUAGUGAUAAAUACAAACAUUUCAAGAUAUUUGCAAUAGUAAUGUUUUGAAAUUUUGGUUACAAAGUCACAGGUCUUGCCAAUACUGUUGUAGUUUCUUGCCUAUAUCCGUAAUUUGAAGGAAAUGGUGAGAGUGAUUAGAGAAGUGUAAUUACUGUAAUUUUUUCCCCUAUUG